GCUGGAAUGCUGUGUCACGCCAAGGGCAAAUCAUCUCGCGGCCGUCGCAUUCUGACAUUGCUGGACGCCUGAAUGAUAUCCCAGCAACAUAGAAAAAUAAAGACAGUCCCCAAGCCUGGAAAAUGAAACGGACUUUCAAGCAAUCGGCAAGCAGCAGUACAACAUGCGCCCCUCUCUCGCUCUCCUCCUUACAAUGGGAACAGCCUCCCUGGCUGAUUUCACCUUCGACGAGCUCUGGUCUCUCCAGAAUACCCUCUGGGAGAACUUCCUCUACCCAGCGAACCUGCAGCAGAUCAACGCUACAGACACCUCCGUGUUUGCCGAAGAUGUCCAAGGCCGCGUCGACAUAACACGCACCUUCGACGGCCGCGAGCUCAACAACGAAUACAUCUUCGGCCUCUUCUCGGACCCAGACCACCUCAGCCUCGUCGGCAUCCCCAUCUCCUACAACAUCACGCAGUUCUCCGCAAACCAGAACAUCACCGCCGCAACGACCGUGUUCACAUUCAACGCGACAUCAUUCAACACCCUCGUCCCCAUUACAAUCGAUACCUGGAUCCUGUAUAACCCGGACGGAAAGAUCGCGCAGUACGACGCCACCUUCCGCUGGUUCGACUGGCUGCUUGAUACGCUUUCUGAAGCGGCGGGGACGGGGCUGUUCAAUACCACCGACCCAGCUGAGAUACAGAGGCAGCUGGCUGGGCUUCUUGCGACUACGAUCUGUGAAACGCAUGACCAGUACUGUCUGGAUGAGAAUAAACAGUAUGAGACCAACGAAGCGUGCGUCGAUUUCCUCACGAAUACAGUCCGGUUCGGGAAGGCGUAUGAGCUGGGGAGGAAUACGCUGCUGUGUCGCGAGGUGCAUGAGCAUAUGGUGCAGUAUCGGCCGACGGAGCACUGUCCGCAUAUUGGACCGAGUGGGGGUGGGUAUUGUGUGGAUGAUAAGGACUAUGCUACGAUGGUUACGGAGAGGUACUUCAAGCAGCCGUUUAUUCCGUUUGGGUAUGGGGGGGAUAAUGUGUGGCUUGCUGGGGCAUAGCAUAUUGUGCUUUAACUUUGGGUCUUUGGACUGUUCUUACUACUAUGUGUUUAAUUAAUAAUAUAUGCCGGGAAUAUUGAGAUGAACUGUUGAAAUCUCGGUUUCCUAAUUGGGAAGUAUACGGGUGGCCGAGCUUCCCCUUUAGGAAGUUAAGAACGCAACCCUAGAUGACGAAAUGCCCCUCACCCCGCGCAGACCCUACUGGAAGCUAUAUAGAUGGGGGAGAUCUUGCCAGUAUGACAAGUGUCAAGGUACUUCCAAUACAGUAUUAUCCUUUUCU
Molecule: messenger RNA, 1319 nt
Organism: Aspergillus versicolor CBS 583.65
Lineage: Eukaryota; Fungi; Ascomycota; Eurotiomycetes; Eurotiales; Aspergillaceae
Exons: 2
Coding region: 164-1039 (291 amino acids)
Source: RefSeq, a predicted model, not a curated record